AUGACACCAAUAAGGCAUUUGCCAGUCAUAUUUGUGAACGGAGUUCCUGGCGCCGGCAACCACACGGUAGCACAGACCAUAUCAAAUAUCACCGGGUACUCGAUGAUCAGGCCCGGUGAACUAGUGGCUGCAGAGGCACAGAAGGACACCGCGAGAGGAAGACUUAUUGCCGAUAAACUACAGGCGAGGGAAGAAAUAUCGGAGCAACUUACAGUGGAUUUAAUAAAAGAAGCGAUGCUCAUGCAGAAGGAUGCCACGGGUUUUAUUCUGGUUGGAUUCCCAAAGAACCCUAGGAUGUCCAACAUAUUCAACAGACAGGUCAAGUGGCCAGAGAAAAUCGUUGCUCUAGAAGUAGAUAAUGAGUUGGCAGCUUCACGACUACAAACUAAACUAUCGGAGCUAGGAAGACCAGAGUCUGAAAUAAAUGCAGCACACCAAAUCGUCAAAGAGGCGGCGCACAAAGUCAAGAAUGUGCACAAACGGUUCGGUGGCCACGUGGUUACGGUGGAUAGUACAGGAAACCCUAAAGCUCUAGCGACGACGCUCAAGGAGAUCCUAUCAGAUACCAUACAGAAGAGUCAGAAGAAAUCCACAUCCCCCGAACCACCUGUAGCAAUAUCCGCUCCUGCGGUCACGAAUGCUCCCAUCUCUGCUCAAGCUGCCAUUUCUACGCCUGCCCCUGCACCAGUAUCCGUUCUCACUCCCACACCUGUGCCUGACGACGUUGCAAUAACAGCCGGCGGAGAAGACAAGUGA
Messenger RNA from Diatraea saccharalis (sugarcane borer), 756 nucleotides. NCBI's taxonomy places the organism in Eukaryota, Metazoa, Arthropoda, Insecta, Lepidoptera, Crambidae. The record is from the annotation of a GenBank genome assembly.